AUGCCGAGCGUCGGCGUGAAGAUCUACAGCGUCUUCUUCAAGCUGCUCCUGCGCCACCGCCUCCAGUCGCUCGCCGCCGCGGCCGCCGCCGACGGGGGCGGCGGGGACGGCGACGCGGCCGCCUUCGGGGUCUCCUGCCGCGCCGACGAGGCCACGGCGCCGGCCAACCCGGCCUUCUCCGCAGCCGACGGGGUCGCCUCCAAGGACCUGCACAUCGACCCCAACUCGGCGCUCUCCGUCCGCAUCUUCCUCCCCACGCCGCCGCCGCACCACCCGCACCUCCUCCACCCGCGCCGCGCCAGCGACCCCGCCGCCGGCCAGGCGGGCGCGCCCUACAGGGGCUACCUCCCGCACGCCGUCUCCUCCCCGCGGGCCGCCGCCUCCGCGCGCCGCAGGCUGCCCAUCGUCGUGCAGUUCCACGGCGGCGGCUUCGUCACGGGGAGCAACUGCUCCGCCUCCAACGACGCCUUCUGCCGGAGGGUCGCCAAGUUCUGCGACGCCAUCGUCGUCGCCGUCGGCUACAGGCUCGCGCCCGAGAGCCGCUACCCCGCCGCCUUUGAUGACGGGGUCAGGGUGCUUAGGUGGAUCGCCAAGCAGGCCAAUCUCGCCAUGAUGAGCAAGGUUGGGGGCGGGGUGGACACGUUCGGUGCCUCCACCGUCGAGCCCUGGAUCGCCGCACAUGGUGAUCCGGCAAGAUGUGUCCUACUUGGUGUAAGCUGUGGUGCCAACAUUGCUGAUUUUGUCACUAGGAAAGCGGUGGAAGAUGCAAAGCAAUUUGACCCAGUCAAGGUCGUAGCACAGGUUCUGAUGUAUCCCUUCUUCAUAGGAAGUGUUCCAACACACUCGGAAAUAAGGCUUGCGAACUCGUACUUCUACGACAAAUCCACAUGCUUACUUGCCUGGAGAUUACUUUUAUCAGAGAAAGAGUUCAGCUUGGACCAUCCUGCUGCCAACCCCCUGGCCCCUGGCAGAGGACCCCCACUGAAAUGCAUGCCCCCAACAUUGACGAUCGUUGCGGAACACGACUGUAUGAGAGACAGAGCAAUUGCUUACUCCGAGGAACUCCGCAAGGUAAAUGUGGAUGCGCCAGUCCUGGACUACAAAGAUACAGUCCAUGAGUUCGCAACACUCGAUGUGUUCCUCAAGACACCACAGGCUCAGGCCUGUGCCGAAGAUAUUGCCAUAUGGAUGAAGAAAUACAUAUCCCUGAGAGGGCACGAGUUCUCGUAUUAG
Triticum turgidum subsp. durum (durum wheat) is the source of this 1233-nucleotide messenger RNA. The record is from the annotation of a GenBank genome assembly. NCBI's taxonomy places the organism in Eukaryota, Viridiplantae, Streptophyta, Magnoliopsida, Poales, Poaceae.